AAUAGAUUAUCAAGUUGUACUCAUAAACUUGCUGAUCAGAAAAAAGUUAUACUCAUAAACCACAACCUAAGCCUCAGCGCUUGGUUCAGAAAAGCAUAAAGCUUCAAAAGAACUGGGUUUUUCAACAUUAAACUUUUAACUGCUUCAGUCUAUAGGAAUUGAUUAACCAUGUAAAUUUGCAUUGGCUGUGGAUUGUAUACAUCACAGUUUAAAGAGAAUAAUAUUUUCUAUUGCAAGGGCUGAGAACUGUGUAUUUUUUUUUGAAGGUUGUUAAGGUGGCAGAUUUUGGUGUUGCUCGGUUCCAGAACCAAGGGGGAGUAAUGACUGCAGAAACUGGGACGUACAGAUGGAUGGCACCUGAGGUUAUAAACCAUCAACAAUAUGAUCAGAAAGCAGAUGUUUUCAGUUUUGCUAUUGUGUUGUGGGAGCUAGUUACAGCAAAGGUAUUUCCUGAACCUAACACAAAGGCAUAAGUUCAUUAAAUGAAUAAAUACAUUUAAUAUUA
This is a messenger RNA of Rubroshorea leprosula, 505 nucleotides long. Lineage: Eukaryota; Viridiplantae; Streptophyta; Magnoliopsida; Malvales; Dipterocarpaceae. The record is from the annotation of a GenBank genome assembly.